ACAACAACAGUACCUAUACCCACCCACCACCCCUCAGCUCCACCAUCCCCUUCCCCCAACCUCUCCUCUCUCUCUCUCUCUCAACAAACACCAAAUCAAAGUCCAAACUUCAAAGGGACUCACAAAUAACUCUCCAUACCCACAUCAUCUGUCUACAUUCCACCAUCAACCCAUUCUCUCUCUGUGUUGGUGAUAGCAGAGGAGAGAGAAAAAUGAAGCUGUCUGCAUUGCAGCAGAGCUACAUCAACCGCCGGAGCAACAGCUUCAGAGGCUCACCGCCGCUGGACGGGUCUCUAGACGGCGGAAUCAAGUCUCCGGCGGCUAUAUUCUGGCUAGUGCUCCACUGUCUCUGCUGCCUCAUCAGCCUUGUCCUUGGCUUCCGAUUCUCUCGCCUCAUCUUCUUCCUCCUCUUCUCCACCUCCACCACUUCCAACCUCUACUCCACCUUGCCCUUCCGCACCGCCACCGAGCUCUCCGAUUCCCUAACUGUUCAGACCACCCCACCAAAUCCCCAAUCUCCGGCCAACAGAACCGUCGUCUCCAGCAGCAGCAGAGUGGUGGUUGGGCGGCACGGGAUCUUAAUCCGGCCAUGGCCACAUCCCAAUGCGGUGGAGGUGAUGAAAGCUCACCGGAUAAUUGAGUUGGUUCAGAGUGAACAGAGGGUUCAGUACGGCGUUAAAAACCCUAGAACUGUGAUUGCUCUCACUCCGACCUAUGUAAGAACUUUCCAGACUCUUCAUCUAACUGGAGUUAUGCAUUCGUUGAUGAAUGUACCUUAUAAUCUCAUCUGGAUCGUUGUUGAAGCCGGUGGAACCACCAACGAGACCGCUUCGUUGCUCGCCAAGUCAGGGAUUCGGACCAUCCACAUUGGAUUCAAUCAGAAGAUGCCAAUUUCGUGGGAGGGUCGGCAUCGGAUGGAGGCUCUUAUGCGACUUCGCGCUUUGAGAGUUGUGAGAGAAGAGAAAUUAGAUGGAAUUGUGUUGUUUGCGGAUGAUAGUAAUAUGCAUAGUAUGGAGUUCUUUGAUGAGAUUCAAAAUGUGAAAUGGAUUGGCGCUGUUUCGGUUGGGAUUCUUGCUCAUUCUGCUAACUCUCAUGAAGGGUUAUCAGUAAUUCAGAAGAACGAAGAUGCGGAGAAUCUGCCUAUGCCAGUUCAAGGUCCGGCUUGUAACUCAUCGGACAAGUUGGUUGGUUGGCACACCUUUAAUUCGCUGCCAUAUGCUGGUAAAAGCGCGAACUAUAUUGGUGACAGGGCAAUUGUGUUGCCAAGGAAGCUGGAGUGGGCUGGGUUUGUGUUGAAUUCAAGGUUGCUCUGGAAGGAAGCUGAAGAUAAGCCAAUGUGGGUUAAGGAUCUAGACACAUUUACUGGGAAUGGAGACAAUUUUGAGAGCCCAUUAGCUCUGCUGAAGGACCCUUCUGUGGUCGAGCCUCUGGGCAGUUGUGGCCGCAAGGUCUUGCUAUGGUGGCUCCGUGUUGAAGCUCGUGCAGAUAGUCAAUUUCCUGCCCGAUGGGUCAUUGAUCCCCCGUUGGAGGUUACUGUCCCUGCAAAACGCACACCAUGGCCAGACGCUCCUCCAGAACUUCUGUCUAAUGUAAAAACAAUUGGCAUGGAGGAAAACAUUGAGAAACAUGCUACAAAAACUCGAACACACAGAUCAAAACGCCCUUCCAGAAGCAAGAGAAAGCGUGAAGCAAGAGCAGUAGACACACAGGUCUUGCCUAGGCGUUUUGGAGAAAAAUAAAACCUCAUUAGCCAAGAAUGUUCAAGAUGUAUACAGUUGUGUGAAAUAGGGCCUUCAACAUCAAGAAAUAUGAAGACAAAGCAGAUAUUCUUUCCGAGUACAUACAGAAAGGCAAUCUGUUACAGCGGACUGGCUGAUAUGUGCAUUUUGGUUUUCUUUCCACCAAAUUUCCACAUGCUUCCCGUGCAAAUUUUUUUCAUUCGGGUGAUAUUUAGUCUCACGAAAGCAAUAUAUCAACUGAAUCGUGCUGCAUCAGCUGCUUUCAUAGUUGUUUGCUUGUAUUCAAUAUGGUCAAAGUUGUUAUACAUAAUUUUUAGAAUAGAAAAUCACAGAUUUGUGAUGUUGUAUUUCGCAGAAACAAUCAAUACUUUCGUGUAAUAAAGAAUGAUUUCACUGCAA
Molecule: messenger RNA, 2138 nt
Organism: Camellia sinensis
Lineage: Eukaryota; Viridiplantae; Streptophyta; Magnoliopsida; Ericales; Theaceae
Product: beta-1,4-xylosyltransferase IRX14
Biological process (GO): glucuronoxylan biosynthetic process; plant-type secondary cell wall biogenesis
Cellular component (GO): Golgi membrane
Molecular function (GO): galactosylgalactosylxylosylprotein 3-beta-glucuronosyltransferase activity; xylosyltransferase activity
Source: RefSeq, a predicted model, not a curated record